Messenger RNA from Talpa occidentalis (Iberian mole), 3698 nucleotides. RefSeq names its product minichromosome maintenance complex component 4 (gene MCM4). Gene Ontology annotation, molecular function: ATP binding; single-stranded DNA binding; single-stranded DNA helicase activity. Bases 135 to 2726 code for a protein of 863 amino acids. Lineage: Eukaryota; Metazoa; Chordata; Mammalia; Eulipotyphla; Talpidae. The transcript is spliced from 16 exons. Gene Ontology annotation, cellular component: MCM complex; nucleus. The record is from RefSeq and is a predicted model, not a curated record. Gene Ontology annotation, biological process: double-strand break repair via break-induced replication; DNA strand elongation involved in DNA replication; mitotic DNA replication initiation.
GCAGACUCGGGCUCCCAGAAGCCGAGCCCGCCGCGCGCUGCCUCGUCCAGGUAACGGGGAGGAGGGACGCGGGAGAGGAGCGAGGGGGCGCGGCGAGCGCUUGUUCUCGUCCUCACGCAGAUACACGAAGGACCAUGUCCUCCCCGGCGUCCACCCCGAGCCGCCGGAGCAGCCGGCGCGGACGGGCCCCCCCGGCGCCGACGCUUCGAAGUGACGAUGCCAGGUCAUCUCCGUCUCAGAAGCGAAGAGGCGAGGAUUCAACUUCCACAGGAGAGCUGCAGCCGAUGCCCACCUCCCCUGGAGUUGACCUACAGAGUCCUGCAGCACAAGAUACAGUAUUCUCCAGCCCUCCUCAGAUGCUUUCUUCAACCAUUCCUCUUGACUUUGAUGUUAGUUCACCACUGACUUAUGGUACACCAAGCUCUAGAGUAGAGGGUACCCCAAGAAGUGGUGUUAGGGGCACACCAGUGAGGCAGAGACCUGACCUAGGCUCUGCACGAAAGGGCCUGCAGGUGGAUUUGCAGUCCGAUGGGCCAGCAACAGAAGAAAUAGUGGCAAGUGACCAGUCUCUAGGCCAAAAACUUGUGAUUUGGGGAACAGAUGUAAAUGUGGCAACAUGCAAAGAAAGUUUUCAGAGAUUUCUUAAGCAUUUUGUUGACCCACUGGCUAAAGAAGAAGAAAAUUUUGCCAUAGAUAUUACAGAACCUGUGUACAUGCAACGACUUGCAGAGAUUAAUGUUAUUGGGGAGCCAUUUUUAAAUGUAAACUGUGAACACAUAAAAUCGUUUGACAAGAACCUAUACAGACAGCUCAUCUGCUACCCACAGGAGGUUAUCCCAACUUUUGACAUGGCUGUGAAUGAGAUCUUCUUUGACAGUUACCCUGACUCAAUCUUAGAACAUCAGAUUCAAGUAAGACCAUUCAACGCGUUGAAGACUAAGAAUAUGAGAAGCCUGAAUCCAGAAGAUAUCGACCAGCUCAUCACCAUAAGUGGCAUGGUGAUACGGACAUCCCAGCUGAUUCCAGAGAUGCAGGAAGCCUUCUUCCAGUGCCAAGUUUGUGCCCACACAGCCCGUGUGGAGAUCGAUCGUGGGCGCAUUGCUGAGCCCUGUGUGUGCGAGCGCUGUCACACCACCCACAGCAUGGCACUGAUCCACAACCGCUCCGUGUUCUCUGACAAGCAGAUGAUCAAACUUCAGGAGUCUCCUGAAGAUAUGCCCGCAGGGCAGACGCCUCACACCGUCAUCCUCUUUGCUCAUAAUGAUCUUGUUGACAAGGUUCAACCUGGGGACAGAGUGAAUGUUACAGGCAUCUAUCGAGCUGUUCCUAUUCGAGUCAAUCCAAGAGUGAGUAAUGUGAAGUCUGUCUACAAAACUCAUAUUGAUGUCAUUCAUUAUCGGAAAACGGAUGCAAAACGUCUGCAUGGCCUUGAUGAAGAAGCAGAACAGAAACUUUUUUCAGAGAAACGUGUGGAAUUACUUAAGGAACUUUCCAGGAAACCAGACAUUUAUGAAAGACUUGCUUCAGCCUUGGCACCAAGUAUUUAUGAACAUGAGGAUAUAAAGAAGGGAAUCUUGCUUCAGCUCUUUGGUGGAACAAGAAAGGAUUUUAGUCACACGGGAAGGGGCAAAUUUCGUGCUGAGAUCAACAUCCUCCUGUGUGGUGACCCUGGAACCAGCAAGUCCCAGCUACUGCAGUAUGUGUACAACCUUGUUCCCCGGGGCCAAUAUACAUCUGGGAAGGGCUCAAGUGCGGUUGGCCUCACUGCAUAUGUAAUGAAAGACCCUGAAACAAGGCAGCUGGUCCUGCAGACCGGUGCCCUCGUCCUAAGUGACAAUGGCAUCUGCUGUAUUGAUGAGUUUGAUAAGAUGAAUGAAAGUACAAGAUCAGUACUGCAUGAAGUCAUGGAACAACAAACACUGUCCAUUGCAAAGGCUGGGAUUAUUUGUCAGCUCAAUGCACGCACUUCUGUCCUGGCAGCAGCAAAUCCUAUUGAAUCUCAGUGGAAUCCAAAAAAAACUACCAUUGAAAAUAUCCAGCUACCUCACACAUUAUUAUCAAGAUUUGAUUUGAUCUUCCUCAUGCUGGAUCCCCAGGACGAAGCCUAUGACAGGCGCCUUGCUCACCACCUGGUGGCACUAUACUACCAGAGUGAGGAGCAGGUGGAGGAGGAGUUCAUGGACAUGGCUGUGCUCAAGGACUACAUUGCUUAUGCCCACAGCACAGUCAUGCCUCGGCUGAGUCAGGAGGCCAGCCAGGCUCUCAUUGAGGCUUAUGUAGACAUGAGGAAGAUAGGGAGUAGCCGAGGAAUGGUUUCUGCAUACCCUCGACAGCUGGAAUCACUGAUCCGCUUAGCAGAAGCCCAUGCUAAAGUACGGUUUUCAAACAAAGUUGAAGCAAUUGAUGUUGAAGAGGCAAAACGCCUCCAUAGGGAAGCUUUAAAGCAGUCUGCAACUGACCCCAGGACUGGCAUUGUGGACAUAUCUAUUCUUACUACAGGACUGAGUGCCACCUCUCGUAAACGGAAAGAAGAGUUAGCAGAAGCAUUGAAAAAACUUAUUUUAUCUAAGGGCAAAACACCAGCUCUUAAAUACCAGCAACUUUUUGAAGAUAUUCGGGGACAGUCUGACAUAGCAAUUACCAAAGAUAUGUUUGAAGAAGCACUGCGUGCCUUGGCUGAUGAUGACUUCCUGACAGUAACUGGGAAAACUGUUCGCUUGCUCUGAAGCUCUGUGAGGAUUACCAUGUGUUCUGUCCUGACAAGGGCAUGGCAUUUGCUCAUAUGUGUGGCAUCAGACUGGUCAGCUGCUAUUGCUGGUAUUAUUGUUGGACAUUGAUUUUUAGCAUCAUUAUUUGGUUCCAUAGAGAUUUUCUAACUUGAGUUCAGUUUUCGUAGUAAAAUGUUUUCAUUUUUUUAAUAACAUUUUAAGGAUAAUAUGCCAAUUCAAUUUGUAAGCAUACAGAAUAAUGAUAAUUUUCUAUAUACUAUUUCCUUAACACCAUGACUUUUAAUCUGUAUGUAUUUACAGAUAGCAGGAUGUACUUUUAGAAGAUGGCAGUUUGAGUUGUGGUUUUUUAUGCUAGGCAAUCAUCCUUGUGUUAGAGUCUUUUGCAAGUGAGGUAAAAGACUUAAUGAGGGCAUUUCAUUGGCUAUGAAGUAGUGAAGGAAUACUCUUUCUGCCUGCUACAACUCUCAGGUGUAAUUGCUUCUAAGGAUCUUUCUCAUAGCUACUAUGUGAUCUAAAAUGGAAGUGAUUAGGCUCUAAGUAAUUAUCCUAAUAUGUAAAACUUUCCUAAUAAAUAAUAGAGUAAAUAAUACUUGCUUAUUUGGCAUUUUUCAUUAAGAGAAGAACUUUAAUAAUAAACACUGUAUUCAUGGAAAGUCAUGACAGUAAGUACCUUAUACAUCAUAAAAGAAAGUCAUGAUUGGCCUCCCUGGUGGCACAGCGUUUGAGCGCUGGGUCGCUGGGUUGCAAAGCUGCCCGCAGCCUCUACAGUGCCGGUUUGAUCCCCGGCUGCUCCCUGGCCACCGGAGGAGGAUCCCACAUGGCGCACAGACCUCUCCUGCCACCUGCCGCUCCCCUCAGCAGUGUACUUCGGUCCUUCUGCCUGCUCUGCUCCCCUCUCUGGCUCUGGGGAAUUCUCUCACCCUCCCGCGCUUCUGACUACCCAGUGCUUGUAUAAAUAAAUUAAAAAAU